This is a messenger RNA of Magnolia sinica, 5570 nucleotides long. Its product is annotated as disease resistance protein At4g27190-like. Bases 895 to 4125 code for a protein of 1076 amino acids. The transcript has 3 exons. Lineage: Eukaryota; Viridiplantae; Streptophyta; Magnoliopsida; Magnoliales; Magnoliaceae. The record is from RefSeq and is a predicted model, not a curated record. Gene Ontology annotation, molecular function: ADP binding.
GUGAGAUGUUUUGCUUAAGGUUUGAGUUUGGAAACUUAUUGUACAUUUUAACUAAGCCUCUGGAAAACAAUAUAAAGCAAUGAUUUUAGUACACAUGGUAUACAAGUCGUGUGUCAUAACUCGGGUUUGAGGGUGCACACUCUGUAUCCGAAUUUCGGAGUGUGACAUUUGAACUCAUUAUUUAAAGGAUUGUAAUUUAAUUUUUAUAAUCGAUCAAUUUAUUUUUGAAUUUAUUAGAAAUUAUUUCUAUUUUAUCCCUCAUGGAUUCGAGGAAACUCUUUGAGGAAUCCAGAGAGCUCCAUAGAUUCGAAGUAGUUAUCCCUAAGGAAGAUGGUGAUCGACCUCAUCACAUCCCUCCCUACGUCAGUACUACACCUACACCCAAAUUAAGCCAUGAACUACAUGUGGGUUACAUUAUUGUUGGACCUAAUGAACUUUUUGGGCGUCCUCUUUCAUGAUUUAGCGAUGUUUUCGAUCUAUCACACAAUUAAUUGAUAUACACAUGGCAUGCAGUUAUUCAAAUUAAAUAGUAAAUUAUACGUGUAGAUGGCAUACACAAUGCAUACACCAAGGUGGGCCUACUUUUCAUGGGGAGUUUACCUUGUUAGAUAGGUUUCAUGGUAUACACAAUACACACGGCAAGGUGGAUGGGGAUCACAUGCACAUUCAGAUCUUUGCUUCCAACCAACCUUUGUUAGCAAUUAAACAAUUUCAUGUGGAGUCAACCAAGUGUUGUGGCUGAAUCCUGAACUUUUUUUGAAUGAUCAACUUGAUAGUGAGCUAAAUCUAAUUGCCUUAGAAUGAGUUUCAUUAAUACUUAUCUUAAAAAAUAAUUCAGUUUUUCUUCUCAUUAUUGUUGUUGUUGUUUAUGAUGCAAUUUUUAUUGAAUAGGCGAUGGAUGCGGCGGAUUUAGCUAUCUUUGAAAUCGGAAAGUGUGUGUUGAAUCCUCUUAAGAAACACGUGGGCUACCUUAUUCAUUUUAAUGACAAUGUUAAGGAUCUGAAAGACCGCGUAGAAGAUUUAAUGACCAAGAGAGAGCAUAUAAAUCGACGAGUAAGCAUGGGUUGCUCCAAUGGUGAAGAAGAAAUUGGAGAAGUUAAGCUAUGGCUAACACGAGCUGCUCACAUGAAAGAAGAAGCAGAGAGGAUAGAGCAAAGAGUGGCAGAAAACACAAGAUGUCUGUUUUGUUCGAUUCUAAGCUGGCGUUAUAGUAUAAGCAAGGAAGCAAAACAAGCAAUGGAGAAUAUUGCCAAGCACUGCAAUGAAGGGAAUUUCAUGAGGGUGACAAUGCCCCCACUCAUUCCUAAAGUCGUAAAUCAGCCAGCUCCAUCAAUCAAAGGUCUACCAUCAGUAGAAUCAUCCUUCGAAAAAGUCAUGAAUGCUUUAGGUGAUGAAAAUAUCAAAAUAAUUGGGGUUUGGGGUAUGGGUGGCAUUGGCAAAACUACCCUAGUGAACAAUGUGAAUAAUAGGUUGGAAGGUUCACAACAAUUCAAAAAAGUCAUAAUGGUGACUGCUUCAAAGGACGUGGACAUCAGAAAGAUCCAGGGCAACAUUGCAGAUAGAUUGGGCUUGACUCUGAAGAAUGAAACCUUGCGAGCAAGUGACCUGAGUAACAGAUUAAUAAAAGAGAAGCCAUUUCUCAUCAUCUUUGAUGAUUUGUGGGAGCGACUUGAUUUGGCCAAUGUAGGUAUUCCCUCUAUUAACAGCCUUGAGGGUUGUAAGAUCUUAUUUACAACACGGAGUGAAGAUGUGUGCAGAGGAAUGGAAAGCGAAGUUAAUCUCAAAUUAGAGGUGCUCUCAGAUGAUGAAUCAUGGAAACUAUUCAAAGAGAAAGCAGGUGAUGUUGUUGAUGACCCUUCCUUGCAUUCCAAUGCAAGAGAGGUUUUCAAGGAAUGUGGCGGUCUUCCACUUGCAAUUAUAACACUUGGAAGGGCACUAAGAGGUGUGAGAAAUUCUAGUCUGUGGGACAAUGCACUUUCACAGCUGAAGAAGUCUGUGCCAAGCGAUAUCAAAGACAUGGAGAGGAGUGUGUACCAGUCUAUCAAAGUCAGCUAUGAUCAUUUGCGAGUUGAGUUGAAACCGGGGUUCUUGUUCUGCUGUUUGUUUCCUGAAGAUUAUGAUAUUCACGUUGACAGGAUGAUCAAACUAUGGAAAGGUGAAGGCUUUUUGGAAGACGUUGGAAGUUUGUAUGAAACGAUAAAUAAAGGGCGCACUUGGGUUGAAGAACUUAAAUCUUCUUGUCUGUUAUUAGAAGGUAAAGAUGAAGGACAUGUGAAGAUGCAUGACAUUGUAAGGGAUGUUGCCAUUUCGAUUUCAUUAAAAGAAGACGAGGGCUACAAAUCUUUGGUGAGAGCUGGAGUUGGAUUGAAAGGUUUGAUAAACUGGGAGGAAUACAAGAGGAUUUCUCUCAUGCGAAGUGGAAUUGAUAAAUUGCCAGAAGGGAUGCAUUGUCCUAGAUUGCUGACAUUGAUGAUGUCGGAAAACAAGGAGCUGACUGAAAUACAGGGCUGGGUUUUGGAAGCAACAAAAGAACUUCGGGUUCUCGAUCUAAGCAUAACGACUAUCAGUAGGUUACCACCGUCACUAUCAAACCUGGUGAAUCUACGGGUGCUUUGCCUAAGAAAGUGCAUAUUUAAAGGGAGUUGUUUAUCUGCGCUUCAAGGACUGAAGCAACUCGAAUCCCUCGAUCUGUCACGGAACAAAUACUUGCAUGAGUUGCCAACUGAAAUUGGGGAAUUGGUUAAUCUAGUGAGCUUGGACUUGACAGAGACUUGGCAUCUUUCAAUUGUUCCAAGUGGUAUUAUAUCAAGGUUGACCCACUUGGAAGAAUUGAAGAUGUGGAAGAGCUUUUGCAAGUGGGAGGUUGAAGGAAAAGAUGCAAGCAGCAGCAGCAGCAAUAACAAUGCUACUUUUGGUGAGGUGGCAUCUCUGAAAGAAUUGUCUCAUUUAGAGCUCUGGAUUGAGGAUGUGGAAUGUUUCCAACAAGACUACCCUCAGAUUAUACAUUGGGCAAAAUUGAAGAAGUUUGUUUUCUUCAUAUACCAAUCAAGGCAUGAAAGAAAUUUUUUCGAUUAUGAUUUAGAAUACUUACCUGGAUUCUUCUCUACUUCCUGGAGAGUGAUGGUGCUAGCUGGUUGUAGUGCCAUUCCAAGAUGGGUUAGAAUGCUUUUACCACAGAUUACAUAUUUAAAGUUACAUGAUUGCAGGGGUCCAAGGGUACUUGAUGGUGGUGGGGGAUUCCCAUGUUUGGAAAGACUUGAAAUUGGGAAAUGUGUCGAUAUGAAAUAUGUUGUCAGUGCAACGGAGUCUCCUGAAAAUGCAUUUCCUAAUUUACAAAGAUUAGUGUUAAAAGAUUUGCCAAAUCUAGAGAAGGUUGUCUCUAAGGAUGAAGAUGGAUUACUUCCAAACACAUUCCUCAGCAAUCUUAGGGACCUGGAAGUGCGUAGAUGUCCUAAACUAAAGCAUCUACUCUCAUCUUGUCUAUUGACAAGAAUGGAGAAUCUAACCACAAUCGAGGUGGGCGAUUGUGAAGGAAUGGAACAUGUGUUUGCUGGACCGCCCAUGACGGUGCAGCAUGAUGUUCUCACCAAACUCGAAACCUUGAGUCUUGAAGAACUACUAAGCUUGAAGAGUAUUUGGGAAAUGGGGUUAGUUGUAAAGCUCCAAAACCUCACUAAUCUGACACUUUGGGGUUGCCAUGGCUUGAAGAAGACCAUUAUGUCAUCGGUACAGAUGAAGGGUGGGCUUCCUAAUCUUGUCACACUCACCAUAGAUAGUUGCAAAGGAGUAGAGGAGAUCAUUUCAGAUGUGGUGGAUAAUGAGGGUCUCCUACCUAAACUAAGAGAUCUGUGCUUAGUCUGCCUGCCGGACUUGGUGGGAAUCUGUGGAGUAAAUGAAGAUGAUCCCCAAGUGAAACUGGAUUGGCAUUCUUUGGAAUCAAUAACAGUACAAAGAUGUCCCAAGCUUAAGAGACUGCUGCCUCUGCAAGGCGGGGCUGAUAGUGCACCGUCCUUGCGAGAGAUUACGGGAGAAAGUGAAUGGUGGGAGAAGUUGGAUUGGAAAGUAGAGGACACCAUUAUGUCCCAUUUCCAGCCCUUGUUUAAUGAGUGGGAUUUGUAUCGUUGAUGAGCAAAAGUUCGGUAUCUUUGAAGGCUAUGACAGAUGAUGCACCGACAAUCUGUUCCAACAAGUGGAAGUGCAGUUGGCGGGAACCCAAGGGGAUAGUUUUGAAUCCAUAUACACAGACGAGCGGUCAUGCAGCAGGAGUGCAUCCAAACAGUUCAAACGCCAAGCAGAAGAGGCAGUUGGAGAUGGAAACAGUCAAAGAAGAGAAGAUACAAUUUCAUGUGGGUGCCAAUAAGAGAAUCCAAGAUGUAAGUAACUAAUUCAACGGCGCUGCACUGUUUAUUAUUUUUUCAUUGUGGCCUACCUAAGAGUGAAAAUUGUCUGAUCUUUCAACCACAAGAUAGUCUCAUCCAGAUGUUGGGAAGCUUGAAUUUCAUACACAAGCACAAACCAUACUUGCAUAUGUGGCUGCAUGUUUAUGGACAGGGCUCGACAUUUAUGCAUGAUUAGCAAACCUUGUCUUUUCAAUUUAUGUUAUUAUUAUUAUUGUAAUGAUUUUUGGGUGAAAUUGGAUGGUAUUAGUGGGGAGCCGAAUUGGGUUUUUAGUAGCAGAGCUGAUCUGCCACAGGAGAUCUGGGGUCUGGUGGCACGAUGAGGAUGCUUGGAAUGAGGCCAUCCUGAUGAGAAGAGUAGCUGAAUUCCAAUUUUGAGAUAUAGGCGGUUUGCCUAGACAGGAUGCUGCUGCAAGGAAUGUAAACUCCAAGCAUUGCUGCUUCUCCAAGUCAAUCAAGAUCGGUUUGCAGUUUUCUACAUCCUAGCCUACUUGAAGGAUCGUUCUGCUGCAUUGUUGCAAUCAGUAGUGGCUACUUUCAGAUCCUGUCAUUCAACAUGCUGGCUCGGCAGGUCGGAUAAUUGGGGCUGUGCUUCAUCACCAUAUGCUAUAGCAGGUGUUUGUAUGGGGAUCUCUUGCUGUGGUUUGCAUUGAAGUUUCAGAUUAUUCAAGGGCAAUAGAUCCUGGCUGUGCUAUCUAUAUUUCAGCUAUUCUCCAUGGAUGGCCUGUCAAAAGGUCGAAAGGAUGAAUGUGGAGGAUACAGCAGAGGCAGAAUUCAUAGUGGAGCAAUGAUGUUUUCACUGGCCUGUGGAGUGAUGGUGUUUUUAAUAUCAUGCUUCGAUUGUGUAUUGGUGCAGCUGGGGCUUCUGAGGAGCAUUCAUCUGUUAGAUGGUUGGAUUUAAUGCUGUAUUGGUUGCGUCGGCCCUGAUAUUCUCAAGAUCUGUUGUCCUGUUCUGCUCCAGUGGAUGCUGGGCUAUGCUUGUCAGCCCAGACUAAUUUCUGAAUCUCGUGAAACAGAAUUCUCAGGGCUCUAGCUCUGUCAAAGCCUCAAGGAAGAGCCGUGUUUUCUAUAAUUCAUUCCAAUCAGUCCUUCGGGCAAGGCUCUGUUAUUCGUUUCUUCGUAUGUAAAUGGAGGCCUUUUUGAACAGCUCCAGGAUGUUCAGCUUCCCCCUUU